CUUCACUUGAAGCAAAUUAGAUUAGCAUAACGAUGGCUGAGGUGGACAGUCUGGUGUCGGACCUGCUGCAGGUGAGGAAGCUGUUCGCGAACAACCACCUUAGCGACGUUCUGUUCAUCUUCACGUCGGACUCUGGCGGUUCUCCUGCGUCUGACGGGGGCGAGAACGACAAAAGCUCGACAGCAGGAGACCACCUUAUCCCAGCACAUCGGCUUGUGCUGUCGCUACGUAGCGGUGCAUUCCAGACGGCAUUGCUAAAAGCGAAAAGCAGCCAAGUGCCGGGUCAGGUGCGAUUCCCACUGAAGAUUCACGUGCAGGAUACGCCCUACCGCGUAUUUUAUUCGCUGCUGAGGUUCUUGUACACGAACGAUCUUGGUGCAGAGGGGGAAGAUGGAGGCAAGCGAGGCCGAGAGGAAUUCUGGCAACAGCUGCUGCGAGCAGCGUUCGUAUAUCUGGUUCCAUCGUUGGUCGAUAUUUGUGUCAAGAGAAUUACAAGCUUCUUAGAACUGGAAAGUGAUAAAGUGGAGGAGGAAAAGGUAGAGGAGGAGUGUGAAGAUGCCGAGGAGCGGAAGCGACGGUUGCAAAAGAAGACGCUGGAUGUGUUGGUGUUUAUGGACACAGUGUUGGCGACAUACCCGUUGACUGCUAGACGAAGAGAACCGUCGGAUUCGCAUACGAUAACCCCGCCACCGUCGCAAAAUGGACGUCGGUCUACUGGUGACGGGAGUGAUGCUGGCAGCUCAGUGCUGUCACGAUGCGCCGAGGCUGUGUGUCAACUGCAGAGCAUGUGCUUGAAGCAGCUUCAGCACAUGGAUGAAGCUGCGUUCGAGGAAUUAUUGCAGAGUGACACUGGACGGCAAUGUUCUACAGAGAGAUUGUGCGAAAUCUUGAGAAUGCGAUCAGAUACGCCGCUGGUUGUGGCAAUCCGAUAUCAGCUUGGUCGUGUGGUAAACGAGCUUCUGCUACUGGGAGAACCUUUGGAUCAAGUCGGAGGCGAUGAGAUUGAUUUGCCGCUUGUUGCAGCACUGAAGACUGGGAACAACGCGAUUAUUCGCCGCCUGCUUGUCGACGAAAGCGCGCCGUUCUUCCUGCUCACCGACAAAGUUCCGUUAAUAUUUUUGGCCAGCGCGAGUGGAAAUGUGCAGCACUGCGAUAUCCUAAUUGAACAGAACGCUGCUGAUGUAAAUCUGAUCUCUCAGCUGAAGGACGGUGACAAGGAGAUUACUGCAGAAUUUGGGCACCAACAGACCCCGCUACAUAUUGCCUGUCGAAAGGGCCACAGUGCGGUGGCGGAACUAUUGCUACAACACAAUGCCGCUUCUAAUUUGCCUGACGAGGAAGGGAAUACGGCUCUACACUACGCUUCAAACAUCGAGACUGUUGAAGUGCUGCUGAAUAGUGCAUUCAGAACGAAUGCCAACAUUCCAAACAGGCGAGGACGGACACCAUUGCACAUUGCUGCAGCACGAGGAGACGUCGCUGUGGUUGCAUAUCUGAUCCGUCAUGGUGCAGAGCAAGACAUUGUGGAUGAUCAAGGGCAAAACGCGUUUCAUCAUGCUGCUGCAAACGGCCACACAGCGGUCACUCUUGUUCUGCUCCACGAGAACGAAGCUGCUAUGGCAAAUGCAAAAAAACUGGUAAUAACUAGCGAGAGCAAUGGAACGACAGAAAAUACUCACUCUGAAGAUUCACAGCAAAUGAAGCAAACCGGUGGUGGCGAAAUUGACAGCGCAGAAGAGAACGGAGAAAAACGAGAAGAACCAAACGGAUUUGAUAUUAACAGGGAAGACUUGAAGGGCAACACUGCUCUUCACCUCGCUGCCAUGUCCCCAUCCGAGCGGUGUCAGAAAAUGCUGCAAUUAUUGCUGGAGAAUGGCGCAGAUCCGAACCGGGCGAACUGGUUUGGAUACACUGCGCUUCAUUUGCUUUGUUCGCACCAAAACGGACCGGCGUCACUAAUCAACGCAUUUAUUGAGCACGGUGCAAAUAUCCACGCGCAGAGCUUAGACGGUAGUACUGCAUUGCAUCUGGCUGUAGGUCGAGGAAGCGAAGACGUUGCAGUCGCACUGGUAAGUGCCGGUGCCUUCGUGCACCUGUUGGACGCAGCAGGACGCAGCGUGGUGGACUUGGUGGAGAACACGAACCAGGGAUCGAUGCUAGUGCCAGUGCUACGCAACCUGUCGCACCCACCCGAGUGGGUGGGUGACGAGCAGACCACCGAGUGUUCAUCGUGCCAUACAACCUUCCGACUAGCCAUGCGCAAACACCAUUGCCGCCACUGCGGUCGCACCGUGUGCUACAACUGCUCCAGCAACAAGAUCACCAUCCCAAAGUUCCAAGUACUUAAACCCGACCGAGUUUGCGAUACCUGCUUCGACGUAUUGUCCUUCCGGAAGCUAUUGUAAAAAUUCGCAAAUCAAACAUCUUCAAGAUAUUCCCAGAUGGCUACAUUUUUUCUUCCGUUGACAG
This is a messenger RNA of Phytophthora nicotianae INRA-310, 2469 nucleotides long. RefSeq lists its product as hypothetical. Bases 33 to 2405 code for a protein of 790 amino acids. Gene Ontology annotation, molecular function: metal ion binding; protein binding. Lineage: Eukaryota; Oomycota; Peronosporomycetes; Peronosporales; Peronosporaceae. The transcript has 2 exons. The record is from RefSeq and is a predicted model, not a curated record. Gene Ontology annotation, cellular component: cytoplasm.